Periconia digitata is the source of this 1010-nucleotide messenger RNA. NCBI's taxonomy places the organism in Eukaryota, Fungi, Ascomycota, Dothideomycetes, Pleosporales, Periconiaceae. The record is from the annotation of a GenBank genome assembly.
UAAUCGGUCUUUGUUGGAUUUAGUACCAAUAUACGUCCAACCGAGGAGACUUCCAAGAGUCCAUCACAUCCCAAUCCGGUGUUAUCUGACCCAGCGACACGUGAGCGCGGACGAUAACGGCUUACAGAUAAGGAUAAGGAUUGCGAGUACGGCUUUGUUCCGCCGCUUCGUUGCGUCAUCCCCAAACAUUAGAUCGACCCCCUCCCUUCAAGGCAGCAGUUGUAGUAGCUGAGUGGGCUCCCCAGUGAAUAGCAAAACGACUAUACAACAGUGUGGCUGGAAGGUGAGACAUUGCAAACAUUCAAAACAUAUCCACCAUGGUUAUCCACCAGGGGUCCCUGAUCAUACGCGGGUUGUCAAAACGCCCCCAGUGGUGAUCGGCAGGCAGCACGCCUCUAGUAUGUAUCCCGAUUGGACAGCGAACUACCACCGACUAUGGCAGUGCAGGUCCAGUCAUCCACCAGCUUCGCCAGUUGUGACUUGUUCAAGCCUCUUCCCUCUUCUUUGUCUCCAGUUCAUCUCGUCAGUCUUCUUCACUUCCCUUUCAUCGCUACCUUUAUUACUUCGUUUCCGCUUCAAUAUCGUGAUUCAAGAUUCCUACCAGCAUGUCUGCCAGCAUUGCCAUUCCUAGGCGUAGCAGGAAGACGUGCGAUUCUGCAGACAACGGUAGCGAAAGCUCUGGUAACGCGAGUAGUUGGAAGUACGGUAGCUACGAAAGUGUAAAAGAGGACGAUAUAGCAAGCACUCCACAGAAGAAUACUGGAGCACGCAGACCUUCACUCAUGUCUGAAUCCAUCGUCAAAUCCGAACACACAGUUAUCGAUGUUGGGAGCUUCCAGAAUCCACGACUGAUUACUUGCGUCAAGGCUUCUCAAGGCUUCGACUGGAACCAAGAGAUAUUCCUACCGAGCCAUAGUAGCUACAACUUUGAUAAUCUCGAACGUAAAAAAGAUCCCGUCCAAGAAAUUGUCCUCACCGACGAAGAGGUUGCGAACAUGUUUCCCUCGUAA